GAAUUGAAAUACAUGUUAUUGGAUUUUUGUUCAUUAAAGUCAAACAUCAAGCAAAAAUAAUAGACUUGUCUAGGUAGAGAAGAACACAGCAAACGCGACCAACGAGGAUGUUUAAGAAAUUUGAUGAGAAGGAAAAUGUUUCCAACUGUAUUCAGCUGAAGACCUCUGUAAUCAAAGGCAUCAAAAACCAGCUGUUGGACCAGUUUCCAGACAUUGAGUCAUGGCUCAACCAUAUCAUGCCAAAAAAGGACCCUGUCAAAAUAGUGCGAUGCCAUGAACACAUUGAAAUCUUGACGGUGAAUGGAGAAUUGCUCUUCUUCAGACAAAGAGAAGGACCGUUCUACCCAACCCUCCGACUGCUGCAUAAGUACCCCUUUAUUCUUCCACACCAACAAGUAGACAAAGGGGCCAUCAAGUUUGUCUUAAGUGGAGCCAAUAUCAUGUGUCCUGGAUUGACGUCCCCAGGCGCCAAACUCUACCCCUCUGCCUCAGAAACAGUAGUUGCCAUAAUGGCGGAGGGCAAGCAACAUGCCCUUUGUGUCGGAGUCAUGAAGAUGUCUGCAGAAGACAUAGAGAAAGUCAACAAGGGAGUAGGAGUUGAAACUGUUCACUAUCUUAAUGAUGGACUGUGGCACAUGAAGACGUAUAAGUGAGAUGUCUUCACCCCUGGACAACGUGAAGCUCUUGACAGUGAGGCUGCCAGUCAAUUGUUUACACCAAUGGACUUAGCUGUGUAACUAGCUGGAGGCUUUGAACCAAUCCCCAAUUAAUGCACAAAUAAAAACCUGCAUUCAAGAUAUUUUCACGGCCUUUACAUUUCAUGGUUUCUUUGCCAAUGUCGUUGGGAUUCACUUGCUACCAGGAGCAAAACAUUUUAAAUGGAUUGUAGAUCAUAGUACCACAUAUGCUGUUACAUGGAUUUGAUGUUAAAUCAAAUAACUCUUUAGUGAAUUGGAGGCUAACUGAAGAUAAACUCCCCAAAUAAAUAAAAAUGGUCACAUUC
Molecule: messenger RNA, 1003 nt
Organism: Oncorhynchus mykiss (rainbow trout)
Lineage: Eukaryota; Metazoa; Chordata; Actinopteri; Salmoniformes; Salmonidae
Gene: mcts1
Product: MCTS1 re-initiation and release factor
Biological process (GO): formation of translation preinitiation complex
Molecular function (GO): RNA binding
Source: RefSeq, marked provisional